Messenger RNA from Trematomus bernacchii (emerald rockcod), 1626 nucleotides. It is a transcript of the gene nubpl, whose product is annotated as nucleotide binding protein-like. Gene Ontology annotation, cellular component: mitochondrion. Gene Ontology annotation, biological process: iron-sulfur cluster assembly; mitochondrial respiratory chain complex I assembly. NCBI's taxonomy places the organism in Eukaryota, Metazoa, Chordata, Actinopteri, Perciformes, Nototheniidae. Gene Ontology annotation, molecular function: ATP-dependent FeS chaperone activity; ATP binding; 4 iron, 4 sulfur cluster binding. The record is from RefSeq and is a predicted model, not a curated record.
UAUUGAAAUUGGAUGGAUUAUUUAAUGAAGAUCAGAUUUGUCAACUCCGUAACUGAUUAAUGGAUUGAUAAUGCAAGUAUCAUCAACUACAGAGAAGUACAUUCAUUGUAUAUGAACAUUGAAAAAGUCAACAUUAAUAAACUACACACAAAACACGCAUGCGCAGUUGCCGCAAGCUUGACUCGCACCAAGCUAGCUAGCUGUGUAGCAUCUAAACAGCUAAACAUGUCUCAGUUAACUUACAGCAGACUGUCUCAUUUUCUGAGAAUAUCCGCUAAUAAACUGACAUUUUCACGAACCGGGACAGAGAUAAAACCGGGACCUGCGUGCUGUGUGCAGUUCACUCGCUGCCAGCGGGCGGUGGACAGUAAGGCGUUACAGGAGAGGCAGAAACAGCAGAUGGCUAAAGGUCUCCCCAAACAGAAGCCCAUCACGGGGGUCAAGCAGGUCGUCGUGGUGGCUUCAGGGAAAGGUGGCGUGGGCAAAUCCACCACCGCAGUGAAUCUGGCUCUUGGAUUAAUGGCCAACGACCCGUUGAAGUCGGUGGGUCUGUUAGACGCUGACGUUUACGGUCCAUCGAUUCCCAAACUGAUGAACCUGAAGGGAAACCCGGAGCUCAAUGACAACAAUCUGAUGCUUCCUCUCACAAACUACGGGGUUCCUUGCAUGUCGAUGGGCUUCCUGGUGGACGAUGUGGCUCCGAUCGCCUGGAGGGGUUUGAUGGUGAUGUCAGCGAUAGAGAGACUCAUCAGACAGGUGGACUGGGGGUCAUUGGACUAUCUUGUGGUCGACAUGCCUCCUGGGACAGGAGACGUCCAUCUGUCAAUUUCCCAAAACAUCCCAAUAGCAGGAGCAGUCAUCGUAUCGACACCACAGGACAUCGCCCUGCUGGACGCUCGUAGAGGAGCCGAGAUGUUCAAGAAACUUAACGUGCCGGUUCUGGGUCUGGUUCAGAACAUGAGCGUCUUCCAGUGUCCGAACUGUAACCACCAGACUCACAUCUUCGGUUCUGACGGGGCUCGACAGCUCGCUGACACUCUGGGAGUUCAGUUAUUAGGUGACGUUCCUCUUCAUCUGAACAUCAGAGAGACGUCAGACAGAGGACAGCCGGUGGUCGUCUCCUGUCCCGACAGCCCAGAGGCGGAGGCUUACAGGAAGGUGGCAGCUGCUGUGGUUCAGAGACUGGAGGAAGUGAACAGCUGAUGGAAGUAAACUGGGAGCACAUGAUGACACUCCUGCUAGACGAUCAACAUGCAUGUGACACACACACACACAUGUCAACAUACUUUGCUGUCUUAAAGCACAAAUAGGAAGCACUACUUUAUACUGUGUAUAGUUCUGCUGAACACAUGUGAUAUCUGUGUGCUGAUAUUGAAUACAUCUGUCUCUUUAUGAUUGUAUGAAAUAGCGUUGCAACUAAGAUAUGAAGAAUAUAUGAUGAAAAAUGUUUCUUUUAUCGUGUCAAGGUGGACAGAGAAGUGCACGAGGUGUCAAAGGUCACCAAGGAUUUAAAUGUCAUGGAAAACAUGAUAAUGCUGAAAAUAACUGGAAUGAUGCUUUAAAGCUGCAGGAUGUUACUGCAUUGUGCAGUACUGUGGACAGACAGCAGGGGGCGCUGCACUGAAA